Helicoverpa armigera (cotton bollworm) is the source of this 1546-nucleotide messenger RNA. It is a transcript of the gene stas, whose product is annotated as transmembrane protein 41 homolog. The record is from RefSeq and is a predicted model, not a curated record. NCBI's taxonomy places the organism in Eukaryota, Metazoa, Arthropoda, Insecta, Lepidoptera, Noctuidae. The coding region runs from base 390 to 1328 and encodes 312 amino acids. Gene Ontology annotation, cellular component: endoplasmic reticulum membrane. The transcript has 5 exons.
AACGUCAAUGUGUCAACUGUCAUUAAUCAUAGUCACUAGUCAAGCUUUGUUCCAAUUCCAAAACCAAAAAUUAUGCAUAGAUUAGCAUUAUUUUUAUCUGCUACUCUGUCUAAAACCCUUAAGUAGAAAGAAAUAAAGGAUUUACUAAAACCUUACUCAAACUAAUAAAUUUCCAAUCUGCCGAUCCAUCAAUUUUAAUGAGACUGUUUCGAAUUCCGAAUCUUCUUGUCACGGGGUGAAUUCGUAAAAUUUUAGAUUAACAUUUAAGUUUUUUUUUGUUAACUGUGUGAUAUUAUAUUAAACAAAUAGGAUAUUUAGUGGAGGUAGGAUCUACGGAUUCUCAUAAUCUGUUGUGAAUAUAAUAAUUCGAUUUUAUUUAAGCAAUAAAUAUGAGCGCAACUAAUUCAAGAAGACGAAAUUCUCGUGUGCGAAACAUUCAAGGUGAUAUUCAAGACCCCUAUAUUUCCUCCACGGUCCAUAUCCCUCACCACACCAUCACUAAACCAAGAAUAAGAAAUAUAAGACCCGAUUGUAUUGGAUUGUUUCAUCCUCUAUCAAGUUCCACAGCUAAUGUGACAUCUACUGCUGAAGAUUUGUCGACAUCUAAAGCUUUAGUUAUAGUUGCCAUAAUAUUUGUAUCGUCACUGCUAGCUUUGGGGCUGUUAUACAGACAAUUCCCAGAUCUAGAAGAGCAUGAGAAGCAACAUUUGCACUUACCAUGGGACCUUGAAGAUGCUAAACACUUAGGUUUAGUGCUAGACCGAUAUAAGGAAAAAUAUUUUUAUGAAGUUUUAUUUGGAGUCUUCCUAGUUUACAUUUUUUUGCAAACAUUUGCAAUACCUGGAUCUAUUUUUCUAAGUAUUCUUUCAGGGUUCUUGUUCCCAUUUUAUUUAGCAUUACUUUUAGUUUGCUGCUGUUCAGCCAUUGGUGCAAGUUUAUGUUUCUUCCUGUCAAACCUGCUUGGAAAGAAACUAGUGAAGAAGUUUUUCCCGGAGAGGGCUGCACAGUGGUCUAAGGCAGUCACAAAGCACAGAAAUAAUUUGCUCAACUAUAUAAUUUUUAUGAGAGUGACACCUUUUUUACCAAACUGGUUUAUUAAUAUGUCAGCACCUGUAAUUGGAGUGCCAUUAGUACCAUUUGCUUUAGGAACAUUCAUUGGUGUAGCACCACCAUCUUUUGUGGCUAUCCAGGCUGGACAAACUCUGCACACAUUGACUUCCACAAGUGAUGCCUGGUCAUGGACUUCAGUCACAGUCCUCAGUGUAUUCGCACUUGUCUCAUUAGUACCAGUAUUCCUCAAAGAAAAGUUGAAAGAAAAGUUUGAAUGAAUGCAUUAGUUGAUUUUUAGUUAAUUUUAUUUAUUUAUUUAAUGAAUGAAUUGGUGUUUUGUACAUUCCAUUCUUGUGUUUUAUUUGUAUUGUGAAGCCAUUGUCAGCAGUAUGACCCAACAUGUGCAAUGAAAGUGUUGUUUCCCAUAGAGUGCUGGACUGUAGGUCUCCAGUACCACCAAUUGUACCAAACUGAAAUAAAGUUACAAACAUUUUUA